Molecule: messenger RNA, 8619 nt
Organism: Myxocyprinus asiaticus (Chinese sucker)
Lineage: Eukaryota; Metazoa; Chordata; Actinopteri; Cypriniformes; Catostomidae
Exons: 11
Coding region: 292-1161 (289 amino acids)
Source: RefSeq, a predicted model, not a curated record
UGUUUUCAAAAGUUUGCGUUUUCAGGCCCCAAAACGCCGUUGUCGUGUAAACGAACAGCCAACACACAUAAAAAGUUUUAUGUUUUUAGUUGAAAACGUUGUCGUGUCAAAAAAAUCGAUAUUUUUGAUACAACAUCAAAACCGGAAGUAUCUUUAGGAUCGAUCCGCCCAUCCCUAUCCUGUAGUCGGAUGGCUUUUCGACAGUGGGGUGUGUCUUUUGAGUAGUUGAUUCCUGUAUUUUCUGAGCGAAAUAUAGGGUUAUACGUUUAUGAAUUCGUGCUGUGUACGAAUAUGUCGCGACAAUUCUUAUGGAUCUUCAUCUUUCUCUUCGGAUUUAUGUCAGGUGAAGAUGUGAAGAAAGCCGUGGGUGAUGUUGUUACCUUUGGUCCAGACAGUAUUCCUUCUAUUACCAACAGCAUUUUGUGGAAACACAGAGACACUACUGGAACUGUUGUUAAGGCGAUUGAAUGGGACAGAGAUGAUGGUUUUGAUGUUCCAAAUUUAAAAUUUAAAGACAUCACAAGACUCAAUGAAAGUACUGGAGCAAUCACUAUAAAUAAUUUAAGACUUGACCAUACUGGACUUUAUACCAUUGAGAUCAACAGUAAAGAACAAGAAAAAAAAAUCCAGCUAACUGUUAUGGAGCGUGUCCCCAAACCAAAGAUAAACAAAGAGCAGUCAGGUAAUCCUAAUGUCAUGUAUUUAACAUGUAAGGGCAGUGCGACAGUCAUCUGGAGGAAUUCUACUGGAGAGCUACCGCUGGUCUCAGAGUCCUUAACAGUUAGAAAAACUGGUAUCGGAGACAACUACUACACUUGCACAUUCCAGAACGCAGUAAGCAGGGAAACCAGUGAUCCAGUCUAUGAGAGAGAUCUGUUUCCUGAAUCAAGCAAUGCAGUUGUCUUGGGGAUUGUAAUUUUCAUCAUCAUCAUCAUCAUCAUCCUUAUCGUGCUCCCUUGCCUUUACCUGUUCUUGGACUGCUUUCACGAUCCUGUUCAGAAUUGCGGUAAAGAUGUAAAAUGUUUCGGAGGAGUGUUGACGUUUCUGGAUAGACACAGAAAGACAAAUGGCUCUUCCUCUUGUGAUCAACAUCCUAAUGCUGAAGGACAAACGAUGGUAUCAACGAGUAAUAAGCCCAAAUCAGAUGACACUGAAAACUGAAAUGAUAGAAAUAGCAACUCUACUACUGCAUUGUUGGGGAGAAAGUGCAUCGAUGCUGCAGAAUGAAGACUUGUCAGCUUGAAAAAUUUCUUUCACAGGAACAAUCUUUGUUGUGUGAAUUUAGUUUGUUUGAGAGGACCAGACUUCAACCGUUGCUUAAUAUUGGCAUUUAUUCAUAAAUCACUCAUGAUUAGUGCUGUUCUAUGGUCUCACUGCAGACAGUCCUGAUUGUUUUUUUUUAAUCUGAUCUGACUAUCCACACUGUUAUUUGUGAUCAGUUCAAUCUGGGAUACAGCAUAUCUGCGUUGACUGCUGUGAUAAUGAUAUAGGCGUCUUCUACAGCAUAAGUCCUCAACCUUAGGGUCAGAGAUGCAGAUGGGGUCACAGGAGAUUUCCAUGAACUGUUAACUCCAUCUUAUUGAUGGUAUAUUUUAAAAAGUUUUUAAAGAGCAUCCUGAAAUGUAUUAUUUUUUCACAGCAGGUAAUGUAAACAUGUCUAUUUAGUUUUUGUUUUUUAAAUAAGUUGCAGGAUGUUGCAUGUUAAAACUGAGAUGUCAUGAUUGUUAGGGGAACACCAACAUUGUGCUACACCAAAAUUAAAUAAGGAAAUAUAAAAUAAAUUGCUAGACAGGAUUGCUCCUCUUUAAAUCACAAAUUAUAGUGCAUCUCAAUUCUGAAUUUAAAGGAACAGUUCAGCCAAAAAUGAAAAUUCUUUAAUUUAUUCACCCUCAUGCCAUCCCAGAUGCGUAUGACUUUCUUCUGCACAACACAAAUAAUGAUUUUUAGAAUAAUUUUUCAGCUCUCUAUGUCCUCACAAUGCAAGUAAAUGGUGACCAAAACUUUGAAUCUCCUAAAAGCACAUAAAGGCAGCAUAAACGUAAUCCACUCCAGUGGUUAAAUCAAUGUCUUCAGAAGCGAGCUAAUGGAUUUUGGGUAAGAACAGAACAAAAUUGUAUUAUUUUUUUGCUGUACAUCUUGCCAUUGCUGUCUCUUAGCACAAUCACAAUUUCAAGCUCAAUUACACUUUCUAGUGCUUGACACAUGCGCAGAGCACUAGAUGGCAUUAUAGGAAAUGUAAUCAAGCUUAAAAUCAUGAUGUCAAGAUUUAUAGUGAAAAAGGAGUAAUAUUUUGGUCCGUCGAUUAGAUCGCUUCAGAAGCCAUGGAUAGAAAUACUGGAGUCGUAUGGAUUACUUUUAUGCUGCCUUAGUGCCUUUAUGUGCUUUCUGGAGCUUCAACGUCCUGGUCACCAUUCACUUGCAUUGUAUGGACUUACAGAGCUGAAAUUUCUCAUUUGUGUUCUGCAGAAGACAGAAAAUCAUACACAUCUGGGAUGAUGUGAGGGUGAGAAAAUGAUGAGAGAAUUUUCAUUUUGGGUGAACUAUUGCUUCAAUGUGUUCAUCCUGGUUUCAGAGUACUGAGAGCGAUUCAAAUAAACUGGCAUCUUUAAAAUGAACUAGACUAUUUUUAUCAAUGUCAGGAUGGAUCUUGAGAGUUAUAAAAAUAAAUAGUGUGACUGGAAAGACUAUAUAAAUAAGGUCAACUUUUAAGACGAUGAACCAUCUGAAUGCCUAGAGAGUGAAAGACUCAAGUGUGAAAACGCCAUCGGUCAGGAAAUGUCAUUCUAGGUCAGUUGUGGUAGCUGGUGCAGUUGUGCAAUUACUGUGGAAAUUCAAAGGUUUUAAAAUAUGAACAACAAUGUAACUAUCAAUUUCUUUUUUCUACAUUUUCACAUUUAAAUGGUCUGCAUCUACCUACAUAAAAAUGUGCUACUUUGUAUUUGAUUGUAUGAAAAGAGGAACUCAUGUACGUUGAUUCUUGUUUUAAAAUUCUUAUUAAAAGAACAUUCAAAACCAGAAUCAUCACUGUUAAACAGUUAUACAGUUUCCCUUUUCUAGGCCCCAGCUGCUUUGGGCCAAAUGGGUAACUCCCUGUGAUGCAUUGCUUGGACUUUCCCCUUAGUGUUUGGGUGCGGUUUUGAUUGAGGACUAUCUUGCUCACUGAAUUCAAAUAUUUAUUAUUUUUUCGAGAUGUGGUUUUAAAGUAAAUCAAUAAUGACUUGCAAUCACCUAUUAGCUUUACUGUUUUUCAAAAAAUUGUAUCAUCAUUUUGUGCAUGUCUUCUGUUAAACUUGGUGUCCAUUAUUUCAAAUAUACGAAUGUAAAUGUCCUUCUUCCAUGUUCAUUCAGAAUGCUCAUUCUUGUUUAUAAUGUAAAGUUCGUGCUUCUCAUUUGAAUCAGUUUAUGCGUUUUGCAACGUGUCAUACAUCAAAUUAGAAUAAUUGUUCUUCAUUGGCUUUUUCAGUAAGUACCAGCAUAGAAAAGUGCUCCAUUAAAUGACCACACUGACCUAGAGGUUUUUGACAAAGAUGGAGAAUAAUAGUCUCCAUCUUUGUCAAAGAGAUUAUAGUCCUGAGGUCUGUGCAUACAUAAUAUUGUCAAGUUAUUUUUGUAUGGUGUUAAAUGUAUGCUGCCGGAAAAAAAAAGUAAUAAAAUGCUGAAACACUAACACAAAAAUGUUUUGCUUAGAUCAGAAAAACAAAAAAAACUAAGGAAGUACUUGGGUCACCAUGCUGCACUAUUUUUACUGUGACAUGAAGCAUGCAAAUGAACUCUUGGUGACAGUAGGGGGAUGGCCUCUGCUUUAAGUUAAAGGGAAAGCCAUAGACUUUGAGGUCUGCAUAUCUUGCAUAAGACCUUUGCUUUUUUUAUUCCCUUAGUUCAUUUAUAUUAACUAAUAUUUUUUAUUUAUUAAAAAGUAGAGUGAAUAUUAUGCAAUGUUGUAAGUUGGCAUUUGUGAAAAUUCUUAUUCAUCCACAUACAUGUGAAACUUGUAGAAAACCCACUAGUGAGGACAUUUUAGGUGGUCCUCACUAGUAAAAGGCUUAUAAUUCAGCCAAAUCAUGUUUAGCUUUAAAUCUAUUGAUUUGCACAGGUUUCUGUGGGGGGUAGGGAAUAGAAAAUAUCAUUAGCCUGCUAUGAAAUCAGUGGAAGUCUAUGAGAUGUCACUUAUCAAAUAUUUUGAGGGAGAAAAAAUGUCCUCAAACAACAAUAAAAAAGUAAACUUUCAAUGAUUGUUAAAUGUGUUAUUUUGCAGUUUUGUCUAUAAAAUUAGCAUGCAUGUAAAUAAUGGCAAGUGCAAUGAAUACAGACAGUAACAUUAUAUUCACUUUGUCACUGUAUUCCCUAUAUUGUAUUGUCUAUUUACAUUUAUUUACUUUUUAUUUAAAGUAAAAUAAUAAUAAUAUAAUCAGUUGCUUUUCUGCAAAACUAACAAAAGGUUGAAUGAUGUUAACAUGAUGAUAAUUUGGCUUUUUACCAAAAGUAUUAAUGCUUUUUCAGCUGCACUGAUGAAUAAAAAUGUAUGAACUUUUCUUAAAAGUGAGAUGUUUACUUGUCAAAUAAAAAUUUCAGUAAAUAUUGCUUUAUGCCACCCCCUUUGAUGCGUGUAUUCAUUUGUCCAAUAAUGAAUUUAUCAGAACCUUUAUACAUCAGAAAUUUAGGUGUAAGUUGUUUAUGCGAGUAUACCAUUGUUUCUGUGAAAAUAAUCUUUCACAUGGACUGUACUGGCACGUAGAUAUAUUCAUAUUUUAUUAUUAUUUAUUAUUAUUUUUACGUUCAUUUUAUGUUUUACUUGUUGUUAUUCUCUGUUUCACAUACUUUGAACUGUACCACAAUGCCUUAUAUUUGCCUUGUACUUUUUGCAUUUUACUUGUCUGUAACUGAACUAAAUAAAAAAAUAAUUAAAUUAAUUAAAAACUGUACUGGCACGUGGUAGCCGUUACUUUUCUCAGCACUGGUCAGGAUGGACCAAUUACUGUCGUUUGAGAUUACUGGACAUGUAUUUAGACUACAGAGGCUAAUUCCCGUUUGUAUACCAGUCACAAAUCAUUGGAAUUAACAGAUUUCAACAGUCACUAAUAGUAGAGGUUACAUAUGUUCUCAAUAUUUAAAAAAAUGACGGCUUCACGAAGGUGUCUGUAAGCGCCCUCUGGUGGAAGAACAGUCACUCACUCACCAUUUCCUGCCCAUUCGUUGUCACUCUGGUGUACCCGCGCUCGGCAACGACAGACAGGAGGGUUAGGAGGUGUACAAACAUGCCAUCUCUAAAUGCAGAAUUGACACCUUGCAGACGUCUACGUGGGUUAUCUGGUGUAACAACUGAAGGUGUUGAAGGUGGAGAGGGCUGGAUAAAUGGACGGGUGUUGAGCGAGUGGGGGGCCUCUGGUUGGAGGUUCUCUGGAACUGGGGGAGGUGAAGGCACAUUGGAUGGUGGAUGAUCAUGCCCAGCACCAUCUGAUUCCUCAUCUGAGCUUGACAGAAUCACUGGCCUUGAAAUGCACAAAAUCAGAUGAUGAAGAUCCACACGACUGUGUUGCUUCGAUAACAGCAAUUUGCUCCCCCAGGCCUGACCUCAAGGAUACACCACUAUCCAGUGCUGAGUUGGAACUGUUUGUUGAUGGUUCUGCCUCAAGGGACCCUAUCACGGGAAAAACUAGGGCUGGGUUUGCUGUUGUAACUGCAUUUAAUACUACCAUUGCACAAUCCUUACCCGGACACACAUCCGCACAAGCAGUGGAAUUGAUAGCUUUAACUGAAGCCUGCAAACAUGCUGCUGGUAAGUCCAUUAACAUUUACACUGACAGUAGAUAUGCAUUCGGGGUGGUGCAUGAUUUUGGGUCGAUUUGGAAGCAAAGAGACUUUCUUACAUCUACAGGCAAACCCAUCUCUAAUGGACCCCUGGUGGUGGCCGUACUGUCACCAUCCUCUGUCGCUGUGUGUAAAUGUGAACAACACUAACUCGCUUGAUCCCAUCUCUGUAGGUAAUUCACGCGCAGAUGCUGCAGCAAAGAAACUGCUCAACAGGAAGUUCAAAACAACAGUUUUGUUUCUGUUCCACAUCCUGACACACACACACACACCAAAUGCUGAUUUAAUUGAUUUACAGAGCAGAGCAACAGCAGAGGAGAAUGCCGCCUGGAAGAAUAAUGACUGUUCUAAGCGAGACGGUAUUGGGUUGAUCCAAAGUGUAAAUCAUGCCUGUCACAUCAUGUAUUUCCACAUUAUGCAGAACUGACACACUGUGUAGACCAUGUGUCAAAAGGAGGGAUGUUGAGUGAAAUACAUAGGUACUGGUUCACAAAGGGGAUUUCCAUUUAUGCCCAAAAUUUUUUGUCAAAAAUGUGUAAUAUGUGUCAGAUUGAAUGUAGGAAGAGGGCAACAGAUACCUAUCUGUUGAAAAGCCAUUUGACCACCUUCUUUAUUGAACUAAGUAUGCAAGAAGGCAAAAAAUAUUGCCUGGUGAUGGUAGAUAUGUUCUCCAAGUGGGUGGAAGCAUACCCCACUAGAAAAGCAGAUGCGAGUGCAGUGGCAAAUAUUUUAACGAGAGAAAUAAUACCCAGAUGGGGCAUUCCAGGAAAAAUUAGCAGUGAUAAUGGAACCCAGUUUGUGAAUCAAGCCCUAUGUCACACUGGUCAGUAUUUGGGAAUUGAUAUGACAACACACUGCGCCUACCACCCUAAGAGUGGAGGAGCAGUGGAAAGAGAAAAUGGCACACUAAAAAACAAAUUGGUCAAAUGUUCGGUUGAAACUGGACUAAAUUGGGUUCAAGCAUUACCAUUGUUGUUAAUGCAAAUGCGGGCAAGGCUCGGGAAAUGAAAUGGUUUGAGCCCAUCUGAAAUUUUGUUUGGCAGGCCCCUUAACACAGGAAUUGGACCACAAAAAAUGCAGUUGCCUGAUACCGUCCAGUGUGAGGAUGAAAUGUUGUGUUAUUGUGCAAACCUCUCUGCUGUGCUUUGUGAUAUUCAUUGACAGGUGAAAGUAGCACUCCCUAGAGAGGUGAAAGGGAAAUUGCAGGAUCUGAAGCCCGGAGACUUGGUGGUGGUAAAGGAUCACAGGCGAAAGAAUUGGAAGUCGCCAAGGUGGUUGGUACCAUUCCAAGUUCUGCUGACAACCACAACCACUGUGAAGGUCGAUGAGAGAGCAACGUGGAUACAUGCAAGCCAUUGCAAAAGGAUUCCAGAAUUAGAGGACAGCCCGUCGAAAGGUGUGUGACAAACCUCGGCUGACAACCAAAGGGGGUCUCUUCACCACUCUGUGGCAUAGUCUGGGAAGGAGGGGGCAUGUACUUUCAGUUGCACGAAUCCUGGCCCCAGUAAAGAAACCAACAACGUCCUGAGCAUAGGAAGGGCCCUCAGUGGAAGCAGCGAGGCAAGAUGACACCCCUUAAGCACCAGAAGGGUGGCCUGUGGACAAUCAUGGGCGCCCUGAUGGUAACUGUAUUGACCCUUAUCAUGGCAACAUGAAUUUAUUAACUAUACUAUUGCAACUCUAGAAGCCAUAAAACAGCAAUUACACGCAACCUCAUUAAUGACAAUGCAAAACAGGUUGAUCUUAGAGACCAUGCGAGCACCUGAUGAAGUGGUCUGUACAGUAAUUGGUGACAAGUGCUGCACGUACAUACCUGUAAACACUGGGUCUGAUGGAAAUUUGACAAAAGCAUUGGAGAUGCUAAAAGAACUAUGGGAUGAACAUGUGUGAAACACUGACCCUGGGGCAGAUCCAGCCAGUUGGCUGUCAUGGCUAUUCUCAUCAGAUUGGAAGGCUGCAUGAAUUAGAUUAGGGACACUGCUUGCUGUUGUAAUAAUGAUGUUGUUUACUCUGUCAUGUUGUAUCAUACCCUUGCUGCAGAAUAUGGUAAAAAGAUUGACUGCCUAUUUAGUAGGUCAAUAUACAAAGAUGCCUGCUUAUGAUCCAUAUAAUCUUGAAAAGCAGCCUGAUUUGAAUCAAAUUCCACAUUGGGUACAAGCAUUCCAUGAGGAUACUGAAUCUGAAGAUGAAAUAUGAAUAAUGUGUGUUUCUUUUUAAAGCUUGCUAUUUCUUACAAACAAAAAACAGCUAUUUUUGCAAUAGAUGUGAUAUUACUAUGAUGAUUAUGCUAUGGAUCAACUUUAUCAGAAGGAGGAAAAUUUCUAAUCAUUAGUAUGAGCAUAUAAUUCUCACAGGAGGGAUUGUAAUAGAAAUGUUAAUACUAUAUAUUAAGUAAUGAGUAAUCACAAUCAUACAUUACGUCUUGAGUGAAUAUACUGUGUGUUUUUCAGUGUUUCUCUCUGGAUGCAUGAAUAAAACACACUCCCUGCACCUGUGGAGACAGAGUGGCCUUGUACCACUCUCAACUGCUUUCUUCUUAUCUAACAAAUGGCUGGGGCAGGUUGGAGAGGUUGGAGCUGGGGGUGGCUGGCCCCAGAGAGAAACCGGCUGGCCCUAGAGAGAAACCAAUUAUUAGCUGAGAGUGAGUCUGUUAUCAGGAAUGCUGGAAUGAUGAAAUCCAGCUGCCUCCUAGGGCCCAUAUAAGCUAGAGAAUUUGGAGGCUCAUUGCUCACCACCAGUUGGAGUUAGAGUCUCCGUAUGUUUUUGAGUCCACCUUGCAAUAUUGCUCAUUAAAAACAUAUUAGAAAGGCA